This is a messenger RNA of Fusarium graminearum PH-1, 1239 nucleotides long. RefSeq lists its product as uncharacterized. NCBI's taxonomy places the organism in Eukaryota, Fungi, Ascomycota, Sordariomycetes, Hypocreales, Nectriaceae. The transcript is spliced from 6 exons. The record is from RefSeq and is a predicted model, not a curated record. Gene Ontology annotation, molecular function: zinc ion binding; DNA-binding transcription factor activity, RNA polymerase II-specific. Gene Ontology annotation, biological process: regulation of transcription by RNA polymerase II. Bases 1 to 1239 code for a protein of 412 amino acids.
AUGAGCAACUACGCUAGAAAUAAUAAUCGACGAAGCCAUACAAAAUCUCGCACUGGCUGUUUAACGUGCAAGCGGCGUCACAUUAGAUGCGACGAGAGCUACCCCCAAUGCUCAUACAAUACCCCUAGUCAAAACUGCACCAAGCACAAAGUCAAGUGCGCAUUUCAAGACGCACCAUCGCACGAAGAAACGCUUCUCCAGACAUCACCGAUCGAUAAUAAAUUACAACCAUCUUCGACGACCAAAUCCCGUAGGCCUUGGUCGGCAAAAGCCAGAGCGGAAGUGAGGCAGUGGAGAAGAACAGGAUCCAUGCCAAUCCCGGAUGCACGCAUAAGGAUAACCCUGCAGCCUACCAUCUAUUCCGAGGAUGAUCUGUGCUUUGUCUACCAGGCUGCGAGCAACCAACAUAGACUCACAGCAAUGGGCGUUAGCAAGCUUACGGUUAUAUCUUCUUACUUGCCAAGCUUCUUUCGAAUCAUUACCAGCUCUCGAUUAGCCAUGAACGGAGUCCUUGCUCUAUCAGCAUACCAAGUCGCAUCGGUUACACACUGUCAACACGCCCGCCGAAAAGAGUAUCAAUACCAGAUGCUGGCUAUACAGGAUCUAAGGAAGUGUCUUGCCAACUUUAGCCCCGAGCACGCAGACGGAGCACUCGUUGCUUCACUGUCGCUUCUAUGGCUCUGUGAGGAUAUGUGGGUAGACCGUCUCUUUGAAAAACAAGGACACAGAUCAGGAUUCUACCUCAUGCUUGCCAAAGCUUGGCAACCAGCUGCUGACCGAUGCACGACUCCGAUAUCUGAGAUUGAAAAAUCUUUGAUGUUGCAAGACUUGAUCAUCGAGAUGUACAGGUUCCAAAAUCUUCUCAAAGAACAGGAUCCUGAAGACGACACGUGGAGGAAAUUACGAAUGCUCAUCGCCCUAGCUCAGGAUUUGGCAAAGCUUGACCCUUCAUCAUCAGCCGACAAACAAUUUGAACGCGUUCGGAUGCUACGAGACUACCAACUGUGGCUUCCGCUCAAUGACUUGUUAUCGGGGAGGAAUCUUUCAAACACGCUCAUGGUCAACGGCUACCUAUACACGCUAGCUCUUUACGCUCAGCGACACACGUCACAGGCUCACAUGAUCGAUUCGACAAUUGACAUGCGGGAACUGUUGCAAAAUACAUUACGGCAGGUCAGGCCUAGCGAGUCAUAUGUCGAGCCUCUCAACAAUCUGAAGGCUCUUGCAGUUUCCAUGUAG